UAAGUGCACUUGCCCCAUCAUUAUAAGGUGAAUCCGACUCGUUAUCUAUAACCGCUUGAUUUCCAACCCGACUCGACCCGAAUCAACGGCCAUACAUCGGCUAAAACCCUAAACCCUGCUCCAACUCUACACUUUGGGGAAAAAAGCAAUAUAAUCCUCAGCUCUUUUCUGAUUUGGGUUUCUGAAAAUACAAUUAGGUUAAAAAGAGAAUGGAGCAAAGAUUAGCAAAUACAUGGCGAAUGACAGUGAAUGAGAAAAAGUUCAUAGAAUCUGCAUUGGAAUCUGAACUGAGAAUAGACGGUCGCCGUCCCUUUGAUUAUCGGAGGCUUACAAUCAAGUUCGGUAGAGAAGAUGGUUCGUCGGAAGUUCAGCUGGGGCAAACUCAUGUUAUGGGCUUUGUUACGUCGCAACUAGUGCAACCUUAUCGAGAUCGACCAAACGAAGGAACCCUUUCAGUAUUUACUGAAUUUUCCCCAAUGGCUGAUCCUUCAUUUGAGGCAGGUCGUCCUUCAGAGUAUGCUGUUGAGCUGGGUCGCAUAAUUGACAGAGGGUUAAGGGAAAGCAGAGCUGUGGACACUGAAUCACUCUGUGUUGUGGCUGGGAAGUGGGUUUGGUCAAUUCGUAUUGAUCUCCAUAUUUUGGACAAUGGAGGUAAUCUUGUUGAUGCUGCCAAUGUUGCUGCUUUAGCUGCUCUUUUGACAUUUCGGAGGCCUGAAUGUACACUAGGAGGAGAUGACAGGCAGGAAGUGAUACUGCAUCCGCCCGAGGUGAGGGAGCCACUUCCUUUGAUUAUACACCAUUUACCUAUAGCAGUAACUUUUGCAUUUAUUGGAGACGAGAAUUUGGUUAUAGAUCCAACACAUCAUGAAGAAGCUGUUAUGGGAGGAAGAAUGUCCGUCACCCUGAACACAAAUGGCGAAGUCUGUGCAUUUCAAAAGCCUGGAGGACAGGGUACCAUGCAAAGUGUUGUCAUGCAGUGUCUACGCAUAGCCUCAGUGAAGGCCGGGGAUAUAACUAGCAAAAUUAAAACCGCUGUUGAAUCUUACAACACAGAGAGAGCUCUCAAAAUGGUCAAGCGACAUGCAAAUAUUAAUGCAGUUGAUGUCAAUGAACCAGGUCAAAAGGCUAAGCAAAUCUUGGAGGGGAAAAAAAUAAAAUCAGAAGAGUGCAGUGUUAGUCAGAGCGAUGACAUGGAUGUCGAGCAAGGUAGAAUCAAGAAGAGGAGUGAUAAGAACCAGAGUUUCACAGGCGGGCCCUCCAGUUGGGAUCCAUAUUCAGAAGGUGUUAACACAGAUGAAUUGAAAGCUAAUCUUGCUUCUCGUGGUUCAGCAGCAGUACCUAUGAAGCUAGACAAUUUAGGUGAUGAUAUUACAGAAGAAAGAAAAUCAGAUGAACCACUUUCAGAUGUUAGUCCAGUAUCAUCAUUGACUGAGUCGGCUGGAAAAGAAAUGGCAACAAGCAGAGAGAAGACUUUACAAGAUGCUGUUAAGCCUAAAAACAGACGGCGAAAGAAGAAAUUGUCUAAUUCUGCAGUUUAGAGAAUGCAUGUAUCUGUCUUUUUAAGAUUGAAAUUUUCUGCCUGGCAUUAGUAAAUUCUGUGUCUAAUUGCAAAGUUGGAGCAGCACAUGGAAGUUCUUGAUAGUAGCAGCUAAAACUUUGUCCUCAAAUUGAAGAUCCUGAGUUGAAGGCAUUCCCAUCGAUGUUCGAUGUGAAUGGAGGAUUAAAGAAUGCUGGAUUUUGUAAAGUAUCCUAGCUUGAGUUCCAAUUACUUGAUUGUAUCCAGAGCUUGUGGCAUCCCCGCUUUGGAUCUUGAUUUGAACCUCGUUCUUGGAUAUGAACUACGUCGCGAAGGAAGACUUAGAAUGCUUUGUUCUUUAGAGUUUUCUCUAGCUUCUCUUUAGCUUUUUAUAUGUUCUUUGACCAUGUAGAAGAUUUCUAUUUAUAGUUGUAGAGCAAAGACAAUCAUUCUUCUGGAUUUGAGGCUCUCUUGAGUCACUCAGGUAACUAAACUAUUUAUGCAGCAAUUGUAUUUGAUUGACCUAAGCAUGUCAUUUCAACCCUCGGAAGGUACUGAUAUAUACUUAUAGUAUGUUUGGCCCAA
Molecule: messenger RNA, 2101 nt
Organism: Nicotiana tabacum (common tobacco)
Lineage: Eukaryota; Viridiplantae; Streptophyta; Magnoliopsida; Solanales; Solanaceae
Product: exosome complex component RRP45A
Biological process (GO): nuclear-transcribed mRNA catabolic process, deadenylation-dependent decay; exonucleolytic trimming to generate mature 3'-end of 5.8S rRNA from tricistronic rRNA transcript (SSU-rRNA, 5.8S rRNA, LSU-rRNA); U1 snRNA 3'-end processing
Cellular component (GO): nuclear exosome (RNase complex); cytoplasmic exosome (RNase complex)
Molecular function (GO): mRNA 3'-UTR AU-rich region binding
Source: RefSeq, a predicted model, not a curated record